This is a messenger RNA of Mercenaria mercenaria, 7535 nucleotides long. RefSeq lists its product as uncharacterized. The coding region runs from base 74 to 4495 and encodes 1473 amino acids. Lineage: Eukaryota; Metazoa; Mollusca; Bivalvia; Venerida; Veneridae. The record is from RefSeq and is a predicted model, not a curated record. The transcript has 5 exons.
AUGGAAACAAAAGGAAACAAAAGGUCUUUAUACUUAAAUAUGAAGAGGAAUCACGUGUAAAGGAAUUUGCAUAAUGAAUCAUCAGCAUCACAUUAGGAAACCAUUGUACAGGAACUGGGUGAAAGGAGGGUUAGCAUACAAAUAUCUGAAAGAUGGUAUAGAAAAUUUUGCUGACGAAGCUGUUCAGCAGGAACAUACCAGAUUGCUUCAACUGGUAAAGUACAACCCAAGAAAUGUUUGCACCUGCAGUCUUCAAACCUUGAAGCCAAAACAUGGAAGAGUUAAAGAUCGUAGAACAGGAAAAGCUCAAUGUCAGUGGAGUCAGACUAGAUGCAAUUGUCUGUUUGCCAAUACACAAGCUUGCCCAGAAAAUAUUUGUGAUGAAAUGUUUGACGAAAUACUUCGAUGCCAUGGUUCAACUCCGCCAGCACCUAACUGGAAAAACACACACCUAAGUGACUGGUGUAGUAAUUCCUGGGAGGUUGCAAAAUGUUUCAUCAAUGCUCCGGGUUACCUCGACAAGAAGACUGCCAGUGAUAUUGAUAUUACUGGACUUUUGCACGUGUUCAUUAACAACAAAAUGCUGCACUCUCAUCUGGCAUGUCACAUUAACGGCAGUGAUGUUUUCUAUAAGGCCCUACGUGGAAGAAAUAAGAUAUUUCAUUCUUCUUCAAUGGAACUUAUGAAGAACGAACUGAUAGAAAUUACAGAUGGUAUUAAAGCCUUAUUAGAAGACCAGAAAGAACUCAAAGCAAAACUUGAUUCGCAAAAAGCUGUAAAGAACCUUGAGCAGCUGAUGAGGGAUGACAUAUGUAUAACGACACAGAAUGAAGCAGAAGUGUUCAGGGAAGCCAUGAAUUCUAUCAAUAAGAGAACGGAAGAAUUAAAUGAACUAAUUCGAAAUACGACGCUCGAUAUCAAGUCUCAAAGUGAAAAUGCCUCGAACACUUUAGAUGAAAAAGCACAGCAAAUCUUUGAUGGACCUUUACAGUCAUUAGAAAAAAAGUACGAUCAGCUUUGCAAAAAGGUCAAACAUCUUGAAAUAGAUACCACCAAGAUUAAAAUUGAUCUGAGUUUGAUGCGAAAGCGCCUUGAUGAGUUAGAAAGUCUAGAACAUGCUCGAUUGACACAGCAGCAAAAUUUGGAGUACAUUACUCAAAAGCAAGAGCUACAAAGUUUGCUUAUAGCACUUUAUCAAAAAGAUCAAGUAAAAACCUGGGUAUCUCCUCUUAUAACCCGAGAAAACAACACCAAUAUAAGUGAGGUUUAUGUCCCUCCAAAGAUGUUUAUCCAAGGAACACCUGAAAGGCUUCCAGAGAGUGACAUUGAAGAAAGACAUGUUCAAAGUUAUCAUGAAAUAUUUUGUGCAACUGAAGACGAAACAAAUGAGAAUUCGGGAGAGAAUCAACUUGGCAGCAAACCAUUCCAAAUACGUCAUGGUCAACUGAAAAAUAUUUACAUUUUAGGUGAGGUUGGAGCAGGAAAGAGCGCAUUUUGCAAAAUGAUGAUCCAUACAUGGUGUAACGCCAUGUCAGAUAAUUCAAGUAGCGAACACAUAAAUAAAGAUGAAAACUCAGACAUUAAUCUACACGAAUUGAGUAGGUAUGAAUUCUUGUUUUACGUUCCUAUGUGCUAUACUCCAGGAAAUGUUGCUGACCUUCAGAGCAUGGUCAGACAUACAUUACGUGGUAAAGAAAAUGACAGACGGAUUACAAUUGACAGACUGAUUGAGGACCUAUUCAUAAGAGAAUCUGAAAGAUGUUUAAUCAUUAUUGAUGGACUAGAUGAGUGGACCCCGCCUGCUCCACGAGGUCAUUUUCCUAGACAUGCCGCACACGGAUUACCAAUUUCUGGUAAUGUACAAAAUGCAACAAUCAUAACAACAUCUCGACCAUCAGCCCUUGGUAUAUUAAAUAUGAAAUAUACGGAAUAUGAUCGUAAAAUCAAUCUUGUUGGAAUAGACAAAAGUGAGAUAAAACUUAUGACUCUACGUUAUAUGAAGAAAGCAAUUCACAAAGGGUUAGAUGUCGCAACAACAACAGAGAAUUUUAUACAAGAACUUAAAGCAUCAAACUUUCCACAUCCAGAAAAAACACCUUUGUUGCUACAACAAGUAUUAUGGAUGUACUGCAACGGCAGAAAAAUUGAUAGGUCAGUUAGUGACAUAUACACUAAUAUUGUGAACAUAAUAUUUGCCUGGUUUGAGGAAAAAGAGCCGGGACAAGAAGAUUUGAAACAUGUUCCAGAAGAUGUAAAACACCUUCGCUUACCGAUGUGUCUUUCAGGUCUUGGCAGGUACGUAAAAAACGAGGUACUAGUCUGGAUGCUAGGAAAGCUAGCAUUUCGGACAAUAGCUUCGGCCACGCCGUCUUUAAUGUUUGGGUUUGCAAUAUUAAAAGAAUGUGAUGUACCAAAAUACAUAUUAUUAAGAUCUUUGAGCUGUGGGCUCAUUGUGCAACAGAACUGUCCCGAUCCUGUUGUCGAGAAAACAAAUUUUUCAUUCACUCACAUUUCAUUUCGUGAUUUUUUCGUCGCCGUAUAUAUAUUAAGUCACCAUCAAAAGUACGAAAUUCAGCCAAAAUCACGUGAAGCAAUAUUACAUAAACUAUUCAAAAGAAAUGCACGGAGGGGCACCUGGGGUCUUCCUCCACCAUUAAAAGCCGGAAAGUCGCCAUAUGACCUAUCAUGUGUCGGUGCGACGUUAAAUCCAAAAAAAAAAAAAAAAAAAAAAAAAAUCGAAAGAUGUAGUGCUAUGGAAAAUGUGCUCCAGUUGUCAAACAUUUUGACCAUGAUUUGUGGUUUAGAUCCUGUCUUGAUAACAGAUAUAUCUAAAGAAAUCAAUAAAAAAGUACUAAAGGACGGACAGAGGAAUGAGUAUAUCAUGAAGCUAGAAGACGGGCAAAAUGUGGAGCCAGACUUAAUGGAGCAAACAAAUAAAAUACAACAACUUUCAUCAAAUUUGUUAUCAGAAUGCCUUUUUCCAAAUUCAGAGGAACUUCCGGAGAUAAGAGUUUGUGAUAUCAUAAUUCAAGAAGACAUUAAUUUAAACUUGGUCCGACAUAUUCUUCCCGAGGCUGUACAAAGUUUGUACAUCGACAGGCAUUGUCUAAACGAUGACGUAAUGGAAGUGAUUGCAAUGCUCAAUCGCAUACAAACGCUUGCCAUUAAAAACAAAGAGAAUGUUAAAUAUGGACAAAAAGUAUCUCCAGAACUGACAAAAGCAGAUUCUUUGGUACAACUCAUCCUUUGCAAUGAAGAUCUCAGCAUUGACUUGUCCAGUCAUGAAAAACUACGGAACGUUGCCUUAGAUAAGUGUAAACUCAUUUCAAUUUCCAGGGAUGAGGAUACUACUUUCCUCAGCUCAAUCAGAAUCCGAGGUUUGUUUUUUCCACAUGAACACUUUAAGCUGCUUUCAUCAUCGUUUGCACAAGCAGUAGUUUUAGAAGACCUUACACUGGAAGAUAUAAGUUGUGAUCGGAGUGGAUGUAAAGGUCACCAAAUUGACUUACCUGGAAGUGAAAAACUGCACGCUUUUACACUGGGAGAUUGUAAUUACCUAGGUGUCAACAUUUCUAGUUCCUGUAAACUAGAAUCAUGUGGACUUCGCCGAUGCCGUCUAUCACACGCCCAAUUCAAAGAAUUAUCAACCAAUUUGACACAAGUCGUAUCUUUGAAAAAACUAGAAGUAGACAAUCUACAUUGUGACGAUGUUAAAUGCGAAGGACACAGUAUUGAUUUAUCUGCGCAGCAACAUUUUGACACACUUUGUCUACAAAACUGUGUACACAUCAGUGUCAUUGGCGUAGUUGGUAAUGAAGCUGCAUCUUGCAUAAUUCGUCAUUGCAGAUUUUCGCACGAACAAUGCUCAGAAAUUUCAUCACUCUUGACACAAUCGAUAUCAUUAAGGAUACUUGAACUAUGUCGCAUUGAAUGUAGCAAAAGUACAUGUUCAGGUCACAAGGUCGAUCUGUUGAAAUACAAAUAUUUACAAAGUGUUCAUGUUUGGGACAAAUGUAUCUAUCCCUACAGACUGAGCACAGCUAGCCUGGAAAGACUUGACUUUUACAUUUCUAAGCAUGGGAGUGAAUUGCCAGGUGGUAUGAUGAAUGCUACAGUUUUGAGAGAGCUUAAGGUAGAAGCUCUAUCCUCGAAAGCAUUUUAUACAAAACAAAUGAAUUCACUAACACAAACAUUCAAACGUCUUCAGAGGUUCAAAUUAGGUAAUGUAAAUAUUGCAGCAUUGUCUGUAUCGCCAGACAUGGAAAAUUUGAACUUUAUCGAACUUUGGGUAGUCACAAUGACUCAGUCUAUAUGGUGUGACUUUGUAGACAGUCUUAUUAAACUGAAGCAAUCUGUUACUGUUCGAACAAAGUCUAUGGAUGUGAUAUCAAAAAGUUACGCCACGACUGCUGUUGGGUACGUAAAAAGUAGGUCUGCAAAUUUUGAAGUAAUACCAGAGCCGGAAUGGGAGUUCAGUUUUAAACUGAAAAGGUAAAAAACUGUUGCAGAGAUAUCCAAACGCUGAAAAAGGAUGUAUCAUGAAACGUACAGGAAUAUGUAAAAUAUAAAUUGCAUAAGGAAUUUGUUAUAUCAGCCAUGCAAACAAAAUGCGAACGACAGUUUAAACAAUUAUUAAUCAAAUGGAAAAAUCUUCAUUAAAGUGCUAUUAUGAUACAAAGCUAAAGUUCUUCAAAAUACAUUCCACAAUACAACUUGAAACAUCGUAUGAAUACAAUACCAAGGCAUGCAUUUUCAUGUGUAUACCUUAACUCAGAAACGCAAACUUUUCUUGACAUUGCUUCUUACGCUAAAAAUUUAAGAAAUAAGAGAAGGAACAACCAAUUGGCUUCAUUGUGACAAAUCUGCUAAAGACAAACUGAUUAAAGGUAGACCUAAAACAUACAGUGGGUGAUAUAAGAGGUGCUACGCAAUUUGCCACGUAAGGACGGCAAAUGUUAGGCUAUCUGUAACUCUUCAGAAAUUUCAAGGUCAAAAAUAGCAUUUACAUGAGCUAGAAAAAACGGAGAAAUUUGUAGAAGUGACGAUUUCAUUUAAUGUGUUCAUAUAUGAAGGCUUUACACGAAGGAGACAAGAUGUUAUUCAGGAAAUGAAUCCAGCACGUCCAGAUGGUAAAGUUCAUUCGAAUAGGACAAUAUAUGGUCGCAUUUUUGCGAAAAAGUCAGAAAAAGGCAAAGAGCUGUUUGUAAGGUAUUUUAAAGACCUGGAAUACUUGUUUCCUUUGCCACGGGAUUAGCCCCUGACAGAAUGGUGGCAAAUACUUGACACCAUAGGGUUAAGCUGAUAGCAGGUACAUUAUUUUCAGCUGUAUUGUUAAGUUGAAAACUAUUCAUUUAUUCAUUCAUUCAUUCAUUCGCUCACUCGUUUGAUCAGUAUUUCAUUCAUGCAUUAAGAACGUGUUAAUACAUAUAAAAUCUUCUUAUAAUUUUUAACUCAUCUGAAUUUUUGAAAAUAAAAAGAUGAGUUACUGUCAUCACUUGAUCGGCUUCGGCGUUGCCUAGUUAAGUUUUGUGUUUAGGUCAGCUUUUCUCCUAAAUUAUCAAAGGUUUUCCUUUGAAACUUGCAACUCUUGUUUACCAUCAAUAGCUGACUAUGUACAGCAAGAAAAUAAACUCAUUCUUGCUUUUUGCAAAAAUUAUGGCCCCUUUUGGACUUAGAAAAUAUCAGAUUUCUUGGUUAAGUUUUAUGUUUAGGUCAACUUAACUUCUAAACUAUCAAAUCUAUUGCUUUGAAACUUGCAACACUUGUUUACCGUCGAUAUCUAACUCUGUACAUCAAGAACGUACUCCAUUCUGCUUUUUGCAAGAAUUGUGGCCCCUUUAGAACUUAAAAAUUCAGAUUUCUUGGUUAAGUUUUGUGUUUAGGUCAGCUUUUCUCCUAAACUGUCAAAGCUAUUGCUUUGAAACUUGCAACACUUGUUCACCAUCAAUAGCUUACUCUGUACAGCAACAAACAUAACACCAUUUUGCAAGAAUUAUGGCCCUUUUGGACUUAGAAAAUGUCAGAUUUCUUGGUUAAGUUUUGUGUUUAGGACAAUUUUCUCCUAAACUAUCGAAGCCAUUGCUUCAGAACUUGGAGCAGAUAUUUGCCUUGUAAAGCUUAUUCUGCACAGCAAGUAUCGUAACUCCACAUUGCUUUUUGCAAGAAUUUUGGCCCCUUUUGAACUUAGAAAUCAUGGGUAGGACAAUAUUUCUAUCAUACAGAGACAAAAAGAUCAGAUGAGCGUUUGCACCUGCAAGGCGGUGCUCUUGUUUAGUCAAUAUUUAACCCGUCUUUUGUAGUAUGUAAAUACAUAUAUAAUAUAAUGAAUCCACUUUUGUACAUGUAUGAUAACAAUUAUCUAUAGACGACAUAUAUUCAUUCAAUCACUCAUCAGUUAUAUGGCCUUUUGUGCUUGUUUGUUUAUUAAAAACAUUAAUUCAGUUACUCAUAGCUCGACCCUCUAUCAAAUCCCUUCAAAUUAAUUUGUUUCGUUAGAAAUAUGGCUGCAUUGAACACCAACAGAAAUAUAUGUCAAUGUUGUAAAAAUGUAAAAUACGAGAUGAUUUUCUGGAUGGGUGUACGAAUACUUUCUAGAGAUUUUUUUUAUCUUAUUAGUACCUAAGCUCGUGAGUGAUGAUUUUAAAGAUAGUUCGGAUACCUCUUUUGUACGAUUAGUGACUGGAUAUUCAAUUACAAUAAAAAGGAAGUAGUUGGAGCGUGUUGGGGUGGGAAUGUGUGCAAGUGUUCCACACCCAAAGUGUCCGUGUAUAUUCCUACAAAAUGUUAGUCAUGAUAUAAUAUAGGGCUAGAUCGAACAUAUUUAUCAAGAGUUGCGUGCCUUAAUAAUUGCAUAAAAUGUUAUAUUUCGUCACAUAUCCUCUGUUAAUUAACAAAUAAUCAAGGCCUUCAAGUGGUUUAUCGUCUGAUUUACCACGGUUCAUCGUUCAGAUGCGUAGGAAUUGAACACUGAAGCAUCUGAAUGAUGAACCGUGGUAAAUUAGACGAUAAAUCACAAGAAGGCCUUGAUUAUUUUCAUUCUGACAUGCUCAUUGAUAUAGUUUAAUAAAUAUGAUGUUGGGCUUCAUUUACGCGAGGAGUAAUGUAUCGGACGUCAUGCGGCAAUUCGACGUCAUAAUUGACGUCAUAAUGCUCUCUUACUGGUCCGCGCGUCAACCGUUGUUUAUCGCAGAGUAUACAGAGCUUGAUUUUCUUCUUUGUUUAACUGGAAAUCAAAUCGAGCCAUGUUAGAAUAAAACAUAAUGUCCUGACUAAUGUUGAUCACAUCUUGAAUAUAUAUGGCUAAAUGAUUUAUGUAAGUAAGACUAUUUGUGAGGCCAGACUGUUUAUUCUUUUUAUUGCGGAGUUGUGUGCUUUUCAUUUAGCCAUGAUAAUUGUUAUUGUCAUACAGUGUAUUUGGCUGUAACGCCUGUUUUACAAUAGAUACGUAUACAAAUCUCGGUAUGUAAAUUUAUUACUGUAUGUUUGAGUUUUAUGAUUUAUCUUUCUGACUUGAAAAUAAAUUUGUAUAACAAACA